AUGGCAGGCCCCAACACGUGCCCGGUGGAGGCGUCUCUCCAGGACGCAGACUCGACAGCAGGCCGCAAGAGAGACUUCCCGCAGGAAAGCGAUGACCUUCCGGAGGCGGACUCGCGUUUUCCGCUGUCUCCUUCGGAGCCAGAUGCCAGCUCGCAGCGGCGCACCGCGAACGAGUUAGGCACCCUCCAGGCUGACAGCUCCGCCGCCGCGGCAGCACCGGAGAGCGAGGAAGAGAAGGAGCGCGUUCCUCUCCCUGCGUCGUACGCGUAUUGGGAAGACGUGUAUGAACGGGAGCUCCAUCUUGCAUGCGAGGACCAAGAAGAGGACGAUGAAGACAGCAGCGCAUCGGCCGAAGAACGCAUCGACACAGACAACUCGGAAACUGACGAAGGGGACGGAGAAGAGUGGUUUGCGGCGCAGAGUGAAGCAAUUGCCGACUGGCUCGUCGCUUCACUCGAGGAAGUUUGCAGCGGUACGAAGCUGACGGCCGGCGACCACCCCUCACGUGCUGCGGCCUACGCCAACUUCCCUCGAGCCACGAAUCCUCGAACCGAACGCUCCCUCGCCUCUGACCUCCCCGAACGGGGGGAGAUGCCGAAGACGCACCUCGAAAUACCUAUUCUCGACGUUGGAUGCGGCAACGGCUUGUUUCUUCUCCGUCUCCUUCGCCGCGGCUGCUGCGCUCUCGCCGGCGUCGACUACAGCGCAGCCGCGAUACAGCUGGCGCGCCGCAACGUGGGCAGACUCCUGCUGCGAAAGAAAGGGCAGCGGGGGCGGAGGCAGCGGGCCGUUCGUCGUGGCGACCAAACUGAGACUGAGUCUCCUGAGGAAGGCGGAGAGGCGCCCGAGCCUUGCCUUGACUCCGCCUCAGCUGCUCCGGCGUCUGACGCGUCUCGCAGUCUCCCACACGUUUGCUUAUCCCUCGUCGAUCUGAGGCAGGUGCAGGCGCUGAAGGCGGCCAAAACUUCAUCUGCUGGGGCCAGAGCGCACGAGGCAUCGAGGAGUGAGUGCCUCUUGGGGGCAGGCGCCCGAGGAUGCGCAGGUUGUGGCAGUUCUUCCACCAGCCGUGAGCAACGAAAUGGCGCGGACAGACCCCCUGACGACGGCGUGUCCUCACCGGGCAGACCGGAGGGCUUGUCGGGAGACACUCUGGCGCCGCUCGAGGCGCUGCCACAGUUCUCGGUUAUCCACGACAAAGGCACGUUCGACGUCUUUUACUUGCUGAAAACCCCCGAAGUGUAUGUGCAGAGAAUCGCGCCGCUCCUGCCUGCGGCGGGGCUCCUCUUCCUCACGUCUUGCAACUGCACGCGUGACGAAUUGGAGGGCUUCUUCUGCAGAUCUGAGCAAGGCACUGGCCUCCCUCUCUUCGAAGUUGUCGACCAACUUCGCCACAAAACGUUCAAGUUCGGGGGCGUGGAGGGGCAGGUAGUCACGACACUCCUGCUGGCGCGAAUAGGUACUUGA
This is a messenger RNA of Besnoitia besnoiti, 1464 nucleotides long. RefSeq lists its product as uncharacterized. The transcript has a single exon. Gene Ontology annotation, molecular function: protein-lysine N-methyltransferase activity. NCBI's taxonomy places the organism in Eukaryota, Apicomplexa, Conoidasida, Eucoccidiorida, Sarcocystidae. Gene Ontology annotation, biological process: peptidyl-lysine dimethylation; peptidyl-lysine monomethylation. Bases 1 to 1464 code for a protein of 487 amino acids. The record is from RefSeq and is a predicted model, not a curated record. Gene Ontology annotation, cellular component: cytoplasm.